This is a messenger RNA of Podarcis raffonei (Aeolian wall lizard), 4348 nucleotides long. RefSeq names its product serine/threonine kinase 40 (gene STK40). Gene Ontology annotation, molecular function: protein kinase activity; ATP binding. The transcript is spliced from 11 exons. The record is from RefSeq and is a predicted model, not a curated record. Gene Ontology annotation, biological process: protein phosphorylation. Bases 7 to 1437 code for a protein of 476 amino acids. Lineage: Eukaryota; Metazoa; Chordata; Lepidosauria; Squamata; Lacertidae.
UUGGCGAUGACGGCAGCCUCGCGUCACGUCCGUUGUCAGGUGGCGGAGUCGAAGAGCCCGAGUUGGCUGGGACAGGCGAGAAGCGGACGGUGGCCGGCGGGGCCGGGCCCGGAGGCGGCGGCGAUGGAACUCAGAAUGAACCAGCGAGUGUCCGACAGAGGGGGCGGGGAAACGUCCACCAAGGCUUUCUGCCCGGGAAUUUCCAGCAGCAACACCAAGCGGGCAGGACCUUUCAUUCUCGGGCCUCGCUUGGGCAACUCCCCAGUGCCGAGCAUCGUCCAGUGUUUGGCAAGGAAGGAUGGGACAGAUGACUUUUACCAGCUCAAGAUCCUUACCUUGGAGGAUAGGAAUGAUAAAGGCACAGAAACCCAGGAGGAGCGCCAGGGCAAGAUGCUACUCCACACAGAGUACUCGCUUCUCUCCCUCCUGCACAGCCAGGACGGGGUGGUCCACCACCACGGCCUUUUCCAGGACCGAGCCUGUGAGCAUGUGGAAGACCUGGAAUCCAACCGGAUGGUGCGUAAGAUGAAGAAGCGCAUCUGUCUGGUGCUGGACUGCCUCUGUGCCCAUGACUUCAGCGACAAGACAGCCGACCUCAUCAACCUGCAGCACUAUGUCAUCAAGGAGAAGCGCCUCAGCGAACGGGAGACCGUCGUGAUUUUCUACGACGUUGUGCGGGUAGUGGAAGCCUUGCACAAGAAGAACAUUGUGCACAGAGACUUGAAGUUGGGGAACAUGGUGCUGAACAAAAGGACCCACCGAAUCACCAUCACAAACUUCUGCCUGGGGAAGCACUUGGUGAGUGAAGAUGACCUCCUGAAGGACCAGCGUGGGAGCCCCGCCUACAUCAGCCCUGACGUCCUCAGUGGCCGGCCGUAUCGUGGGAAGCCCAGCGACAUGUGGGCCCUGGGUGUGGUCCUCUUCACCAUGCUGUAUGGGCAGUUCCCCUUCUACGACAGCAUCCCCCAGGAGCUCUUCCGCAAGAUCAAGGCUGCUGAAUACACCAUCCCCGAAGAUGGGCGGGUGUCGGAAAACACUGUGUGCUUGAUCCGAAAGCUGCUCGUCUUGGACCCUCAGCAGCGCCUGACCGCCUCCGAAGUGCUCGACUCCCUCAGUUCCAUCAUUGCUUCCUGGCAGUCCAUGUCCCUGCUGAGCGGGCCCUUGCAAGUGGUGCCUGACAUAGACGACCAGGUGGCGAAUCCAGAAAGCGCACACGAGGCGAAGGUGACGGAGGAGUGUUCGCAGUAUGAGUUUGAGAACUACAUGAGGCAGCAGCUGCUGCUGGCCGAGGAGAAGAACACGCUCCACGGGGCCAAGAGCUUCCUCCAAAAGCGGCAGUUUGGGAACAUCCCUCCGGUGCGGCGCCUGGGCCACGACGCCCAGCCAAUGAACCCCUUGGACGCGGCCAUCCUUGCACAGCGCUACCUUCGGAAGUAGCUCCUCCCACCCCACCGUGGGCCUCUUGCCCCCGAGGGGGCAUGCGACAGCGACAGCCAGGUCCCAGGAUCCCUCACAAUGUAGCAGUCUUCCCCUGUGAGCUGAGUGCUCAACAGGCAUUGCCUGCUGGGCUUUGCCCCCCGACCCCGGAGGGGGCAGCAGGGGAAAGACCCCAACUGUCUGGGGAAAUGGCUGGCGGAUUUUAACUCCACACCUAGACAGCUAAUCUGCUUUUAAUCAUGACUCUGAAAUCUACCUCUCUGCCUCUUUUUAACCACACUGUUCUCUGGACUGAAACGAGGAGCGUUUUUUGGCAAAGUUUGCCCCCGCAGGCUUCUUUUCUGACGCAGACGUUGGACUGCUGCGGAGACCACGUGGGCCGUGCUUCGCUCUGUCUGGUUUGAAUAAGCUUAAUCAUUUCCCCCUCCUUUCUUCCCUCCCCCCUGGUGGGUUUCAUGAAAGUAACUAUUUCUUAAACCCUCUCCCCCAUCCCCUUUGUUCUAUUUUUAAUUUAACACCUAGUUUGAAUAUAUUUUGUGUAAACGUUGGUUUCGGGCCCUCUGCGUGACCACAGGCUUAGCAAAUGGGUUGCCUCCACUACGAGCUGCUCUCCACGUGAGAAAGCCUCGCUCUGCAGAUUCUGACCUGGGGAAAGAGUUCCAAACCAGGGGCUGUUUUAAAAAAUGUAGCUUUUCCGAGGGCCCAAACCUCCCUUUUCCAAUCACUUUAAUUAUUUGGGGAUAUCCUGGGAGGGUUUUUGUUUUGUUCUGUCUUCCUUUCUUUUUUUAAAUGGUAGCUUUUGAAAGGCGCAGUAACGUUGCAUUAAUUCUGUUGACAUUUCUCCCUGCCUCCUCCUCACCCACACUGGUACGGCUGAAGGGAUAAAUCUGUGAAAAAUGUGAAAAGGGUUUGCUUGCUUCGUUUUUGUUUUGUCCCCUACCCCCCAGGCUGUCUCAGGUUCAGAAAUGCCUGCUGGUCUCCACUCCUUUAUGUGCUCUUUGCUUUGUCUUGCCAUUGCCAUCUUGUCACAGACAAUUCCCCCACCAUGACAUUUAUUAUUAUUUUUUGCGGGGGUGGGCGGAAGUGGUUCCCCUGAUGCUGUGCAAACGGCAGGUCUUGCUGGGACUGGGCUGGAUCAUUUCUGAGCCUCGUUUGUUGGAACUGGAUGCCUCUCUUGCCAGAUAAGCUGUUCUCAAGCAACCCUCCCUAGGCUGUGCUGCCCCAUUUCCACUCCCUUCCCAUUUCCGGUCAGCCUUCAUCACCCUUUCAAAAAUUGUCUCAAAAUGUGUGGUGUCCCCUCCCCACCCACCCUCUUGAACCACUGGAUGCCUGCAGAAGCAGCAUUGCGGUAUCCAGGAAGCGACACUGACCUGAAGGAAGUUGGCUCUGCAGUCUGGCUGGAGUGGGGCUGUUGGAUGGCCCUGAGAUGAAUGAACCAGCCGAGGACAACGGCCUCCCUUAGUGUGAAUGUGUUUGCAUGGUGCAAAGAGGAGGACUAGCGAAGGUUGUAGAUCCUGAAAUCUGACUUCAGCACAAGGAAUUAUUUUCUACUGACGAGAACUGCAAAAGAAUUCUGCAAAUCUCUUUAAAAAGAGAAAAGAAGAAAACCAACCACGUUGAAACUUCCUUGCAGAACCUCUGUGCCUGAUCUACACUCCCCUCCCCUCUGUGGGGCAGACUCUGCUUUGGUUGUUCUCUGGCUUUCUCAUCGUUGCUAAGUUGGGAAACAGGGAUGGAGUUAGGGAAACCCACAUUUUGCUCUCUCACUAGGAAUGGAUGGUAACCAACCCCUCAAAGGUCACCAGCCCCCCCCCAUGCAGUCUCACCAAGAAACACAGCAUAAACCUGUCUAUAAGGCAUUAGCUCUGUGGAUCAAGCCAAAACUGGAUUGGUGAACGCUAACAAGCUUAAUGGCACCCCUUGCUUGGCCCAGGUGGGGGCAGUAAAUUUGGGCUCCCAUUUCACAGCCCCUUCUGUGGGCCAAACCUCUCCAGGUGAGCCAGUUGCUGUAGGCCCUUGGAUCUUGUUUCCUGGGCCCCAGCCUCUCUGGUGGUUUUUGGGACUGAUGCUUGCAGCACCAUCAUAGCCCACAAGAUGGAGGAAUCCCUCAGUUGGGGGGUAAGAUAUUUCCCCAACUCCAAAAAACUGAGUUGCCCAUCUUGUCAUCUGGAAGCACAUGCGAGGUGUCCUGCUUGAGCGGGGCCUGCACACCUCCAAAAUGAACUAUUCUGCUGAAGACAGACCCAUAGCAGUUCCCCUCAGUCCUACCUACAGCUUUCUAUGGGGUUGCAGUCCCAGCUGACAUGUUUUCUUAAUAGUAUUGGAAGGUGGGAGAAGAAGUGUAGGAUGACAGGCGAGGUGUGGGCCUGCUUUCACAACAACUUUCUAGUCCACUUCCCAAGCAGGUGGUUUCUGUGGACUUCUCCUCUGCCUGGAAUAUUUCCUGUGUCAGUAGCAAUAGAAGCCCCCUGGGCAGGGCCGGCUCUUCCUUCCCCUCUCGGAAUUCAGGCAGGGCAGACUCUGCUCCCUCUGCUUCCUUUCUCUCUCUCAUCUCCCCUUCACCAGUACUGACCAUCUUCCCCAGCAGAGCUGGCUGUGUGUUUUGCAUUGGGACUCUCUCCAUCCUCAAAAAACAUAGCAAUACUCGACAGGCUGUCAAGCUGUGUGCUCCGCCCAACUCUGGACAUGGUGAUGAAAAGCAAACUGAAAGGAAAUGGGGAGUGAGGGUGUGUGGAAAUUGGGGUGAGCUGUCUGGGUUGUGUUUUUGUGGAUUACAAGCCGGAUGAGACACCAGAGACAAAAGAUCCUAUUGUAAAAAAAUUGCAAAGAUAAUUUGUAUAGAGACCUAUUUUUGUAUUACAUCCAACUAUUCCUGCAUGUCAGCAAUAAAAUUUCAUAAUGUAGAACUAAA